This is a messenger RNA of Ceratitis capitata (Mediterranean fruit fly), 1254 nucleotides long. Its product is annotated as probable serine hydrolase. Bases 153 to 1169 code for a protein of 338 amino acids. Lineage: Eukaryota; Metazoa; Arthropoda; Insecta; Diptera; Tephritidae. The transcript has 2 exons. The record is from RefSeq and is a predicted model, not a curated record. Gene Ontology annotation, molecular function: catalytic activity.
UUGAUGCUCUUUUUUAUUCUUAAUAUUAUUGCGAUGUUUACUCAGCUAAUUUUGUUAGUAAUCCAAUAACAACGAAAUUUGUCGGACCGGUGUUUAUUAUCGAGCAAGUUAAAUAGUCAUGGACUUUCUGUGUUUUUGAACUGAUAAAUAUUAUGGUAGACCAAAGAGCAACAAAAUUUACAGAAAUCCAGAUUCCAGUACCAUGGGGUCAUGUAUGCGGUCGUUGGUAUGGUAAUCAAUCCAUUCCUCCACUCAUAGCCCUACAUGGUUGGCUCGACAAUUGUGGCACUUUUGCUAAGUUAGCACCUUUGAUCGCUGAGGCAGCGGGCAGUGUGCUUUGCAUCGAUUUGCCCGGACAUGGACAUUCCUCACAUCUACCUGUCGGUAUACUCUAUGAUAAUCUUGAGUUUGUACGAAUUCUAAUGCGUUUAAUGAAAGCAUAUAAUUGGACAAAAAUAUCGCUUAUGGGUCAUUCAAUGGGUGGUGCUAUAGGCUUCUACUUCGCUUCGUUGCAUCCCAGCAAAGUUGAUUUACUAAUAAGUAUUGAUGUCGUUUUGAGACGAUUUUUUAAACCAAAUUACGCCGUCGAGGCUCUUAAAUACACAAUGAGUAAAGCACUGCUUGAUAAUCAACGUCUGGUAGAUGCUACACCGUUGCAAGAACCACCAAGUUACACGUUUGCUGAAUGUGAACGUCUGCUCUACGAAGGUUCGGGUCGUUCGAUGUUACUGGAGAAUUGUAAAUAUAUUUUGGAACGAAAUCUGAGUCGAUCGAAAAAGUUUCCACAGAAAUAUUACUUCUCACGCGAUACACGUCUCAAGUAUCUAAUCGACUUAAAUCCCGAGGAAGUAUUAUCUAAAGCUAUGGCCAAGCGUAUAUCUGACGCUGAGAUCCCCUUUAUGGUUAUUAGAGGCGGCGCGUCAACGAAUAUUGACUCCGCGUCCAAGGAGCUGAUACGUUUUCUCAGUGAGCAUAAUAAAAAUUUCGAAACGCAUUUAAUUGCCGACGGCACACAUCACUUCCACUUGGAUCAGCCGGUAGUUGUGGCGAAUAUGAUUAUACCAUUUUUGAAACGUUAUCGUCCACUGACUGUACUAGAAGCUCAGCAGCAGCAGCAGCAGCAGCUGGUGGGCAUUAAAGGUGAGUUGCUGCCAAAGGGCAAAUUGUGAACUUGAAAUUUCGUGAACUUAAAGUGUAAUUAAUGUUUGUAUUUUGUUGACGUCGUAAAAAUAAAUAAAUAUUAGUUUAGCCUUA